CUGCCAGUGGACCGAUCUUCAUUCAAAUCUGAAUCUUCCGCGUCCAAGGAGAAACGGUUGUGUUGUGGAGGUAUAAAGAUAUUUCUUGGUGCAUUGUCUUUUGUUUAUUUUGCUAAAGCUCUGUCAGGAAGUUAUCUAAAAAGUACUAUCACACAAAUAGAAAGAAGAUUUGAUAUCCCUUCCUCUUUGGUUGGCGUUAUUGAUGGCAGUUUUGAAAUUGGGAACCUCCUAAUCAUAGUUCUUGUAAGCUACUUUGGAGCGAAGCUUCACAGGCCAAGAAUAAUUGGAGCAGGCUGCUUAAUUAUGUCAGCUGGAACAUUCCUAAUUGCGAUGCCCCAGUUCUUCAUGGGACGGUAUCGGUAUGAAAGAUUCCCUUCCACCAUCAAUUCCACUGUCAGCAUCUCUCCAUGUCUGCAGGAUAAAAGCCAAACUCCACUCUCAGCCUUGGAAAAAUCUCAAGGAAAAAUAAAUGCAGGAUGUGAAAAGGAAGCAGGUUCUUCCAUGUGGAUCUAUGUUUUACUCGGAAAUCUUUUGCGUGGAAUAGGUGAAACCCCUAUCCAGCCUUUGGGAAUUACAUACAUUGAUGAUUAUGCUGUGGAGGAGAAUGCUGCCUUAUAUAUUGGCUGUGUACAGACAGUCGCAAUAAUAGGGCCAAUAUUUGGCUUUCUUCUGGGAUCACUGUGUGCUAAACUUUAUGUUGACAUUGGCUUCGUAGAUCUGGACAGCAUCACAAUAACUCACAAGGACGUGCAGUGGGUGGGAGCGUGGUGGCUGGGGUACCUGAUAGCUGGAGUGAUCAGUGUUCUGGCUGGCAUCCCCUUCUGGUUCCUGCCAAAGCACCUCCCAAAACCAGAGAGCAGGAAGGACUCCAGUACCUCUUCUGAGCAGUCAAAGUUCAUCAUUGAGGAGAACAAGGACCAAUGCAAGUCUUAUCAGCAGCAAGCGAAGAUUGCUGAGAUGGCAAAAGACUUCUUUCCAUCACUGAGGAACCUCUUUGGGAAUCCAGUUUACAUUCUGUAUUUGUGUGCAAGUAUCAUUCAGUUCAAUUCUUUAAUUGGCAUGGUGACAUAUAAGCCAAAGUAUAUUGAACAACAGUAUGGGCAAACAUCUUCAAAAACUAACUUUGUUAUAGGUAAUGCUUCUUGUUAUCUUUAAAAUGGACAUUUUAGGAGUGGCAUAGUCAUGAAAAAAUUCAGAAUUGGUGUUUUGGGGGCUGCAAAACUUUCCCUGGGAUCAUCUUUCUUUGGUUACCUUUUGCUCCUGUCAUUAUUUGCCAUGGGCUGUGAGAACUCGGAUGUGGCUGGACUGACCGUGUCAUACCAUGGAACUAAACAGAUGACUGAUUAUGAGCAAGACUUGUUUUCAGAGUGCAACUCAGGCUGCUCAUGUUCCAGGAACGACUGGGACCCCAUCUGUGGGGAAAAUGGAAUUACCUACGUUUCUGCCUGUCUCGCUGGCUGCCAGGCAUCCAACGGCAGUGGGAAAAACACUGUAUUUUUUAACUGCAGCUGCGUGGGAAGCUUUGAAUCUUCACAAAGCUCCUCAGCUGUGGUGGGACCAUGUCAGAAAGGAAAUGAGUGUCCAAAAAUGUUUCUGUAUUUUCUAGUAAUAUCAGUUAUCACUUCAUACACUUUGUCAGUAGGUGGCACACCUGGAUACAUCCUCCUUCUAAGAUGCAUUAAACCCCAUUUGAAAUCUUUUGCACUUGGUAUCUAUACCCUGGCAAUAAGAGUACUUGCGGGAAUUCCAGCCCCAGUGUAUUUUGGAGUGGCCAUAGAUACCACUUGCCUGAAAUGGGGAAGCAAAAGAUGUGGGGGAAGAGGAGCAUGCAGACUCUAUGACUCCAGUGCACUCAGGUAUGCAUACCUGGGACUGACUUUGGUGUUGGGCACGGUGUCCAUUUUCUUCAGUGUUGCUGUCCUUUGGGUUCUCCGGAAAAGGUCUUCUCCACAAGAUGAGACCCUCUCAGCCAACGGGGAGAGAGGAGCCUGUGGGACAAAGAACAGAAAAGAUAAUUUUGUCACUAGUGACUGUUUGAUUCAGACAACUUACUGGCCAGAAAAAGAGACUAGACUUUAG
Acanthisitta chloris (rifleman) is the source of this 2079-nucleotide messenger RNA. It is a transcript of the gene SLCO1C1, whose product is annotated as solute carrier organic anion transporter family, member 1C1. The transcript has 14 exons. Gene Ontology annotation, biological process: bile acid and bile salt transport; sodium-independent organic anion transport; transmembrane transport. The record is from RefSeq and is a predicted model, not a curated record. Gene Ontology annotation, cellular component: membrane. NCBI's taxonomy places the organism in Eukaryota, Metazoa, Chordata, Aves, Passeriformes, Acanthisittidae. Gene Ontology annotation, molecular function: protein binding; bile acid transmembrane transporter activity.